GUCAACUUUGUUCAUCGUGUUCGCGGCGCUCGGCCGGUCGUGGCCCUUGCAUAUUGUUUACAACUACAUUCUCGCUACCAAACAUGCCUGCCUAACAUAAUUUAAACAAAAAAUGGACGUGUUCAAGUUACAAAACGAAUAUCAUUAGCAAGUGUUGCAAUUUUAUGUGAUAAAGUGCGUUAAAAUGUGCGUGAUUCGUUCGUUUUUGCUGGUUAUGCUCCUUCUAUCCGAUUUUGAACAGUCAUUUGGAGCAGAAGUGGCGCCUCACCAUUCAUCUCACAAGAUCCGUGCCCACAAGUCGAGUAGAAGGCACCGUGCUAUCAAUGAUGGCGAGCUGCGCUUCGAGCCGGAGCCGUACAGCAAGAAAUUGAAAUUGAACACAUCUGGGAAAAUACAUUGCAAAGUCGCUGGCGGCAUUGCUCCUACCGUACAAUGGUUUUUGAACGACGAGGAUCCUUUACCAGAAGGAGUGACAUCAGCCAACGGCACUCUGAUGGUGGCUGAUGCUGAGAGACGGCACUCCGGACAGUAUACUUGCAAGGCAGUCGACGGCGAUAAGUCUAUCACGUCGAAGAUUCAUCUGGAUGUUGUGGUAACCCCCCGCGUGCUGGAACCGACUCCUGGACAACAGUUGCACGUGACCCUGGGUCAGACAGCAGCUCUGCAUUGUCGGGCGACGGGCGACCCACCUCCUACUACGCACUGGGAUAGAAACCUUGCUAUAUUGGGGAAACCACAAGACGGAGUAGAUUUAGAAGACAGUGCCAAUGCUACGACAGCGAGACUAGUGCUAAUGAAUAACGGCACUCUCCUGAUCCGCAACGUGUCUGCGCCGGACGCGGACCGGUACGGCUGCACGGCCGGCAGCGCCGCCGGACUCGACCGGAACGAGCUCGUGCUUGUCGUGCAUCAAGAAGGAGAGCUCCUCCCCCAGGAGUCGAGCGGCGUGGCGGGCAAGGCGGUGGUGGUCUCCAUCUCCGUGGCCGGGGCCUACAUGGUGCUGGUGCUGGCGCUCAUGCUGUACUGUCGUCGAAGAAGGCUCAGGAGACGACAGAGAGGAGAGAAGAUGGAGUUAGAAAUGACAGAAGGCAGAGAGAAGUUAGUAGAAGAUGGGGAAGAAGAUAAGCAGAAAGUGAACGGAGCUGCCUUGCAGAACGGGAGAUUAUUAGCCCAUGACAAGGAUAGUGGUGCAGACAAUUCAGAGGUGUCCGGAAUAUCUCGCGCUUCGAAGAAAUCCGGACAGUUCGAACAUCUGUCCAUUCCGAGAUCACUGCUCGUUGAACAGAUUACACUUGGUCGUGGUGAAUUCGGAGAAGUACUUCUGGCCAAGAUCGACAUGAGUCAAGUGAACAAACUCCGCAAUAAAGAGAGCUUGGAUGACGCGGAGCCCACGCUGCGUCCUGUGCUUGUUAAAGCGCUCACUACUAAAGAUGAGGUACAACUAGCGGAGUUCCGUCGCCAGUUAGACUUGUUCUCGCGCGUGCGACACGACAACAUCGUGCGACUGGUGGGGCUGUGCAGCGACGCCGACCCGCACUACAUGCUGCUCGAACAUACUGACUGGGGUGAACUAAAAAAGUUUCUAAUCGCGACCCGCUCUCCGGAAGAGAACGCGGAGUACACCUUGCGCGUGGGCGCCGCGCACGCGCCGCCCGCGCCGCGCCGCGCCUGCGCGCCGCUCGCGCCGCAGCACCGCGCGCUGCUCGCCGCGCAUCUCGCCGCGGCCGCCGCUAAGUGUGCCGCUGUGAGGUUCACGCAUAGGUAUGUGCUGAUUGCGCCGCUCGCGCCGCAGCACCGCGCGCUGCUCGCCGCGCAUCUCGCCGCGGCCGCCGCUAAGUGUGCCGCUGUGAGGUUCACGCAUAGGUAUGUGCUGAUUGCGCCGCUCGCGCCGCAGCACCGCGCGCUGCUCGCCGCGCAUCUCGCCGCGGCCGCCGCUAAGUGUGCCGCUGUGAGGUUCACGCAUAGAGACAUAGCGGCGCGUAACUGCGUGAUCACGUCUAAGCUACAGCUGAAGCUGUCGUACCCGGCUCUCACGCGCGGACCCGACUCGCAUGAGUACUUCAAGCUGCAUGAACAGGUGAUUCCCCUGCGCUGGUUGCCACCAGAAGCAGUGUUGGAAGGCGACUACUCCACCAAGUCUGACGUUUAUAUGUUCGCUGUCACCGUGUGGGAGAUCUACACAAAAGCAGAGCUGCCCUUUGCGAAGUUGAACGACAACUCGGUGCUGGAGCGCGUGAAGACCGGCGCCUUGGAGUGGACCAUACCCGAGUGCAUGCCUGCAGCUAUGGGGGAAUUACUUAAACGUUGUUGGAGCAAGUCCCCGGCCGACCGGCCUCAGUUCACAGAGAUCUACGACGAGCUGACCACCAUACUGCAGGACAUUACUUCCGAGACCACUUCGCAGAAAUCACAGGAAAAAGUCGAUGAGUAGAAGGUUAGUAGUUAGGAGAUGGUACCUACAGGACUGGUUCAACGGCUCUAAAAAGUAUGUAAAGACGUUUUAGAACAUCAUUUUUGGGUAAAAACAACUUUUCUAUCCUAUACAUAAAAUUAUUUGAUUACAUUUCAAGUAUUAAAAUUGUUUACAUAACAAUCGUUUGUAAAAAAAAAACUGUACAGGUCAUAGAAGAAAUUGUUGCAUUUUUUUCCGGGUGUGUUGUGUACCAAAAAACAAUUUGGUUGAUGAUGAAAUUGUGUUAUGUAUGAACAUUUUAACUAAAACUUUUGACACUGCCUAAACGACAAACUCAAAAGUAUUUCGAAGACGUAUGUGUUUUUAUAAAUAUUUUGAUGCCAUCGUAAAAAUGGUCUGUAUUGGGACAUUGCAAUGACGAACAGAUAGACAACUAAAUUAUAGUUUUUAGUGUAACUAUUAGACGUAACUAUAGUGAAAAUAUAUAGCCAUUUCGAUGCAUUUACUAUUUCAAGUGUAGGUUAAGUUAAUUUUAGUUAAACUAGGAUUUAGAUAGUUUUAGUGAUUUUUGGGGGAUUAAUGUGUUUUUAGAAGAUUAAUUUCUGGUAUAUUUUUUUUAAUAAAAUUACUGAACUAAAUCCUUCAUAUUGCUCAAACUACUUUUAAAUUGAACACUAAAAAGGUAAAUAGACUGAAUAAUUAUUUUUAUUUUAUAUCACGUAAUUUUGUACUCCUUUAAGAUAAAUGGUUAAAAUAACAUAAAGUAAUAUAAAAUUCCACAUAAAUUUUGAAAUAAUUUUAAACUAAAUACUGGGUCCUAAUUUUCUAUAUCCCUAAUCUCUUAAUAUUUACAUUACUCCCCAAAAAUCAACCCAGCCCGAAGGCUUGUCUAUACAUAUAUUUUAAAAAAUCGGAAGCUAAACGAUACUGCCAUUUGUAAAUAAAAAAUACUAGAAUUUAAGACUGAAUAUAUACUUAUGUAAUCAAACUUAGUUGUAAAAUAUGUUAUAUCGUCCGAAAUUGAUAUAAUUCGUCCUGAUUGAAUCGAAAUUUUAGGAUUAGAGUAUUUUAAGAUACAUUGCCGGAUAUGUGAUCUCGUUUUGAAGAUGAAUCAGGCUUUUAGAGGUAAAUAGUGCUAUUAUAUUAAGUUUAAAUAAACAAAUUAAUAAUUAUUAUAAAGACAAACAAUACAGUUGAGAAUUCAUUUUUCCUCGUAUUUCCCAUUUGUGUUGUAAUUUACGUAACUAAAAUGAUUGUGCUGCAAAGUUCAUUAGGUAUUUUACUUAAAAUAUUUUUUCUUUAAUUUAAUAUAUAAAAUAUUUUAGGCCCUAUUCAAUCGAAAAAAUAAAUAAAGGCUUAUAGCACCAUUUACCUUAAAAAAAACAAUUUAAGUAAAUAGGUAGGUAUGUCUUGUAUUUAGUAAAAUAUAAAUCUUAAGAAAGCUUCGAUCAAACAAUGAAUUAGUUAAAUGUAAAAAAAUAAGAUUUCCGAUCUCGGAAUGUAAGGUGAAAGUCCCAGUUAUCGUCUGUAAAAAAUAAUUAAUUAUGUAAUGAAUUUGUCGGCCAAUCGGCUUCGCUCGACUUUUCUAUUUAAUUUUGUACAUUUUAAGCGAACAGUGACCAGAUACUGCAUUUAUAGUUUUAAGAUAAUCUAGGUUUUAUGCUAAUCUCAAAAAUAAUUGAAAAUCUCAAUGUAGUUUUUAGUUUUUGUGAAUAAUAAGACUGUUUUUUUAUUUAAGAGUCUCAAUUUAAAGUUUGCGGUGCGAACUUUGCAUUUUUGUAGGAGAAAAGGCAACUAAUAUUAUUAAGUAGUUAUUUAUAAGACUUUAUAUUGCUAAGUGUAAUUUUAGGUAUUUUUAUCGUGAUUAUUUCUUACAUUUUUGAAUCAUAUAGAAAGCACAUUUUGAAAAUAUCUGUUCAAUCAUUUCUUGAUUGAUAGCCAUACGUAACUGUCUUCGUGUAAUAUCGCCAAAAUAUAACUAAAUUGUCGUGUUGAGAACUUUCUUUGGAAGUGGUUAAUAAUAGUAGCACAGUGGUUCUAUGUUGUAGUAUUAUUUUUUAUGAAGUUAGCUGUAGAAAACUAAUUUUUAGGGUUUAUAAUUAAUAUGUGUAGCUUUUUAUAACUAACUAGUUAUAGUUACAGUUAAAAACUGAUGUAGUUUUCUUAAGCUUAGUGCCAGAUUUAGAUUUAAAAUGUGUAUCUAUUUAAGAUCUCCUUUUUUGUAACUUUUUUAUAAAAUUUAGAAUUUCAAUGAUGCCUAUAUUUUUAAUCUGUUUGUUUUACUGAACCCCAAAAUUUAUAAAAGUUUUUUUCUUACUAAAAGCCUUUUGCAAUGUUGUGUCGUACAUGUAACUUUUGUCUAUCAAAAAAAUAUAUAAUAAAAACUGAUAAACUUAAAAACAGAAUUUUGGAUGUUUUGGAUAUUGAAAUAAAAUACUAAUUGUAAAAUAUCGAAAAAAAAAACAUUUUAACUUAUAUAGCAUUUGCUUUAAUUUUUAUUUUACUGUCUAAAGAGUUCUUGAUACUUGCGCAGGAAUUUUGUAAAUUAAAUGACUAAUUUUCAGUUUUUUAUACUAGCUAAAUGGCAAGAAAGUCUUCAUAAAUUAGCUCAAAAAUCUGUGAGCUUUAUUAAUAUUGUGUAAAAAAACAUAAUUCGUGACAGGUUUCUACGCAAGUAUCAACAUUUUUAAGACUUAGUGAAAAGCAAAAUCGUUUAGUGAGAUAAGUCAUAUUUAUCGUCAAUAUUUUAUUUUUUCUUAUUCGUAUGUGAUAUCGACUGACUUUUCAUGUUCUUAUUUUAAUAUACAAACCUAGCUUUACAUGUGUAUUUUACUAAGAUAUUAUUUAAAGGACUUGUGUAAGUUUAUCGAGUCGAUAAAUGUGUAUUGAUGAACAUGCACAUUUAUCGAUAUCGAUAAAACAUUUGUGUAAUUUGUAAAUGAAAGAAAAUUUUGCAUUUGCGAUUUUUAAUAAACGUAAUUAUAAUAAAA
Molecule: messenger RNA, 5403 nt
Organism: Helicoverpa zea (corn earworm)
Lineage: Eukaryota; Metazoa; Arthropoda; Insecta; Lepidoptera; Noctuidae
Product: tyrosine-protein kinase-like otk
Exons: 18
Coding region: 185-2431 (748 amino acids)
Biological process (GO): cell surface receptor protein tyrosine kinase signaling pathway; positive regulation of kinase activity; protein phosphorylation
Cellular component (GO): signaling receptor complex
Molecular function (GO): transmembrane receptor protein tyrosine kinase activity; ATP binding
Source: RefSeq, a predicted model, not a curated record